Messenger RNA from Pangasianodon hypophthalmus (striped catfish), 1601 nucleotides. It is a transcript of the gene c1ql4b, whose product is annotated as complement component 1, q subcomponent-like 4b. Gene Ontology annotation, molecular function: protein binding. NCBI's taxonomy places the organism in Eukaryota, Metazoa, Chordata, Actinopteri, Siluriformes, Pangasiidae. The transcript has 3 exons. The record is from RefSeq and is a predicted model, not a curated record. The coding region runs from base 385 to 1113 and encodes 242 amino acids.
AAAAAAAAAAAAAAAAAAAAAAAAAAAAAAACUACUUUUAGUUAAAAGAAAUAAAUAACUAAAGCGCCACGAGGGAAGAGGAAAGGAUGGAAGGAUGGAGAUGGAGGGAUUUCCGACUGAAGCAAAACCAUUAAACACAAUCAGCUGAUUGCUCCAUGGCGCGCGCCGCACGGUGAGGACGUCCUCCGGUGUGAAUGAACUGAGCUCGAGCUCCGGUUUAACGGAACUGCACCUUAUUUCCUCACACUGUUCAGUCCUCUCUUCCUCUCACACUUCAUUCUGGCCGGCCCCGUGUCCUCUAAAGGAGAGGAGGACUUCCUCUCUAUAGCGGCGUCUCGUCUCAGCCACAGGAAGCGCGUGAUUGGCGCAGCAGUGGGCGUGGCCAUGGUGCUGGUGCUACUGGUUGCCAUCCCACUAUUGGUCCACAGCACUAAGCUGGGCGGAGUCGGAGGCGGAGUCGGAGGGACGCAUUACGAGAUGCUGGGUAGCUGUAAGAUGGUGUGCAACUCUCUCACGCCCAGUAACGAACUCACGCCCGUUUCCCCGCCUCCCCAUGACGUCCCCACACGCAGGGCCGGAGGGAAAUCCAGUUUCCGUGGGAUUCCAGGCCUACCAGGACCCCCAGGACCACGAGGGCCCCCUGGAGAGCCAGGUAAACCGGGUCCUCCGGGUCCACCAGGUCCAGGUCCAGGAGGAUAUGUCCCGUCAUUCUACAGCCCCAAAAUAGCGUUUUACGCCGGUCUGCGCAAACAGCACGAAGGCAGCGAGGUCCUCAAGUUUGACGACGUGGUGACCAACGUGGGAAAUUAUUACGAGCCCACGACAGGGAAGUUCACCUGCCCUUUACCUGGGAUCUACUUCUUCACUUACCACGUCCUCAUGCGGGGAGGAGACGGGACCAGCAUGUGGGCCGACCUCAAGAAGAACGGACAGGUGCGGGCGAGUGCCAUCGCUCAGGAUGCAGAUCAGAAUUACGACUACGCCUCCAACAGCGUGAUCCUGCACUUGGACGUGGGGGAUGAAGUGUGUGUGCAGCUGGAUGGAGGAAAAGUUCAUGGAGGAAACACCAACAAAUACAGCACCUUCAGCGGGUUUCUCAUCUACCCUGAUUAACACACACACACACACACACACACUCACACUCACACACACUCACACACACACACACACUCACACACACUCACUCACACACACACACACACACACACACACACACUCACACACACACACACACACACACUCACACACACUCACUCACACACACUCUCACAGUCACACACACACACUCACACACACUCACACUCACACACACUCACACUCACACACACUCACACACACACACUCACACACACUCUCACAGUCACACACACACACUCACACACACUCACACUCACACACACUCACACUCACACACACUCACACACACACACACACUCACACACACUCACUCACACACACUCUCACAGUCACACACACACACUCACACACACUCACACUCACACACACUCUCACAGUCACACACACACACACUCACACACUCACACACACACACACUCACACACUCACACACACACACACACACACACACACUCACACACUCA